Molecule: messenger RNA, 1098 nt
Organism: Symsagittifera roscoffensis
Lineage: Eukaryota; Metazoa; Xenacoelomorpha; Acoela; Convolutidae
Product: calcium release-activated calcium channel protein 1-like
Exons: 3
Coding region: 33-809 (258 amino acids)
Biological process (GO): store-operated calcium entry
Cellular component (GO): membrane
Molecular function (GO): store-operated calcium channel activity
Source: RefSeq, a predicted model, not a curated record
UGUUGUGAUAAACUUAUUAAAUAGAAAUUGAAAUGAAGGAUAAGAGCUUAGUACCACCUCCCAUAUAUCCCUCCAUUGUUGUCCAUACUCCCAAUUCCUCACUCCCGACGACGCCUAACCCGAUGUCUCCCUAUGGCAACACCCAAGAACAGUAUGCAUUUGUCAACACUACAUCGAAUUACUCUCAUGAUCAGUUGAUCAGAUGGCGCCAUCUCGUUCUAAGUCGAUCCAAACUGAAAGCUUCUUCUGGAACCUCGGCUCUCCUAUCUGGGUUCGCAAUCAUAGCUUUAGUGGAAACUCAAAUUCAAUCUGGCUCAUCGGAUUCUACCGACAUUCCAGGUUCUUUGCUGGUGCUAUUCUCUGUAUGUACGACGAUUUUAAUUGCAGUACAUUUGCUGGCACUUCUAAUUUCAACGUGUAUUCUACCAAAUUUGGAGGUGGAGUUAGAAGACAGGUCAUAUAUGGUACAUGACAAACACAUUACUUACUACGUGGACCUUGCAUGGAUUCUCUCUACAGGCGUCGGGAUCAUGUUGUUCUUGGCUGAAAUUGCGCUGGUUUGUUGGAUUAAGUUCUGGCCUUACAAUGUGUAUGCAGCGAUAGCAGCUACAAUAAUAGUUAUUCCGCUAAUGUUUCUUUUUAUCUGCUUUGGAGUGAAGUUUUACUGGCAGCUGGCAACAAUGCAUACUGAUAAUUACAAUCGUCAUUUGGACAUGUUGCUUAGUGAUUCUCGCAAACUGCCCAAGACUAACAGUGUGAGCUCAAGUGGUGCCUCCCCUGGCCUAGCCGGGGGUAUAAUGAAUGCCUAGUUCUUCUUUAACCUGGACCAAAUACGAAGACGCAUCAAAUCGAAAAUCACGAAUAACGUUUCUGCAUCAAACGUGUUACAUUGGAAUAGGUUUUCACCAGUCUUCAAUACUAGUCUCUGAUUUUCAUGAAGAUCUACGUUUGAAAGAUGCAUUCACGUUUGAAUUAAGUUAGAAAAGUGUUUGAAUAUAAGUUCUAGAUUAGUCAUUUAUUGAGUGGGGAAGUCUCCUUUAUUUUAAUUCAAAAGGUAUUCAGAAUCGCAUAUUUCAAUACAAUAGAUGAUAAAUAUCA